AUGUCGCUCCGAAUUAACAUCCCCCCUGCUACUCGAAUCUGUCUCGUCAGCCUUCUCACCCUCUCCUUGCUCUACAACAUUGCCAGAUGGCGACAAAUUGACACCACCGGCGGGACCCCGGCCACAUCUCCUCUCGUGCCCUACUUGACUCUCGUCCCCUCAUUUUUCUACUACUAUCCCUGGACAAUCGUCACAGCCACCUUCGUCGAACAGAAUAUAUUCACCGUCCUAUUAAAUGCCGCCACCGUAUUUUAUGGCGGCAAGUACCUUGAACGCGCGUGGGGCUCGCGCGAGUUCAGCAAGUUUAUCGCGGUCGUCGCCGUGAUCCCCUGCGUCGCUAUCAUUCCGAUCUACCUAACCUGGGGAGCAGUGGGAGGCUCUUCAAGCAGACCCCUCACCCAAAUCUGCGGCGGCGUCUCCAUUCAAGCCUCCUUCCUAGUCGCCUUCAAACAGCUCGUCCCAGAACACACCGUAACAAUCUUUAAAGGAAUAAUCAAGAUGCGCGUAAAGCAUUUCCCCGCCCUCUUCCUCCUCCUAAACACCAUCAGCGGCCUCGUCAUCGGAACACACACCGCCGCAGUCCUCUCCUGGCUCGGCAUCCUCGCCAGCUGGACCUACCUCCGCUUCUACAAACGCCAGCCCGACCUAACUGGUACCUCAAGCGGCACGGGCAUCAAAGGUGAUGCUAGCGAGACCUUCGCAUUCGCCUGUCUAUUCCCCGACGUCAUGCAGCCGCCUAUCGCAUUCGUCGCGGACCAAAUCUACGCUCUGCUGGUUACAGCUAAGCUCCUGACGCCCUUCUCCCAGGACGAUAUCGCCUCCGGUAAUGAGCUUGUGCUUGCAAGAGGCGAGGCGGGCUUGCCUACGCUACUGAACAACCAGCGUGGUGGGGCUAGGGGCGCGGCUAAGCGCGAGGAGGCGGAGCGCAGACGGGCUGUUGCGCUCAAGGCUUUGGAUCGCAGGUUGCAGGCUGCUACUGUUGGGCGUGUGCAGGCUCACCCGUCUGGUUUGGGGGAGCCGAGCUCAUCGAUGCCACGUCCUGCUACACCUACACCGGCUGCGCCUGUUGGUCAGAGUAUGCUGGGGGAAACGAGUUACAAUCCUGAUCAUGCUUGA
Messenger RNA from Penicillium crustosum, 1116 nucleotides. Its product is annotated as rhomboid family protein. The record is from RefSeq and is a predicted model, not a curated record. The transcript is spliced from 2 exons. Gene Ontology annotation, cellular component: membrane; Golgi apparatus. NCBI's taxonomy places the organism in Eukaryota, Fungi, Ascomycota, Eurotiomycetes, Eurotiales, Aspergillaceae. Gene Ontology annotation, biological process: retrograde vesicle-mediated transport, Golgi to endoplasmic reticulum. Bases 1 to 1116 code for a protein of 371 amino acids.